Molecule: messenger RNA, 2419 nt
Organism: Schistocerca cancellata (South American locust)
Lineage: Eukaryota; Metazoa; Arthropoda; Insecta; Orthoptera; Acrididae
Exons: 4
Coding region: 150-734 (194 amino acids)
Source: RefSeq, a predicted model, not a curated record
CAGAAGAGACGCUAUUCCGCAGUUAACUGAGUGAGAGCACCUGCCGGUAUCACAGAAUAUGUAUUCAGCGCAUCAUUUGUUUAAAUUUCUUCACGCCAUUAACAAGUGGCAGCAGCAGCUGGAAAGUGAGUGUUACAACAGCAUGCACCAUGUCACGAAUUAGAAAAGGGCUAACUGAUGAAGAAAUAGCGGUACUUUUGGCAGUGGAAGAUCCAAAUAUUUCUAAAUUUGAGCUGUCUGGAGUAGAAAAUGAGCUUGAGAUAGCUGUCAGAUCACAAACUCCAGUAGCUGAUGAGUCAUCAUCCAAAUCAGAUGACAAUGGGGUACCUUUGAGUGACAGACAACACAGAGGUACAAAAUGGAGAUACACGACAGAGUUUAAUCCUGAAGUAUCAGAAUUUGCAGCACCUGAAAUUCUGACUGUGAAGUCAACAUUUGAAUAUUUCACGCAAUAUAUUGACCGAACAUUGUUUGAUGAUCUGGCUUAUUAUAUAAAUUUAUGUCAUGUUACACUAACAGGAAAGUCAAUGGACUGUAGUGGAGCAGAAUUAAGAAAGUUUUGGGGGGUUAGUAUGCAGAUUACAUCACUGGGGUUCCCUAGAUUGAGAAUGUGUUGGGGAAGACGAACACGCUAUCCACUGAUUGCAGAUACAAUUAGCAGUGACAGGUUUUACCUGAAAAGAUAUAAUCUGAAACUAGUUAAUGACAACGCUGUAUCAGAGAAAACCAAAUGAAGUGACAUUAUUGGAAGGUACAACCACUCCUUGACAGACUAAGAAAUGCAUUUCGAAAUCAAUCCUGACUGACUCAUGCAUGUACAGAUGAGCAGAUGAUACCGUUUACGGGUCAAGUAAGAACAGGACAGUAUGUUAGGGGUGAACCCCACCCAGUUGGCUUGAACUUUGUGCUAGCUACAUCCAGUGGUAAGCCACUUGACUUUUUGCUAUACCAAAGAAAGGGUAAAGAUAUCACGUCUGGAAAAAUUCCAGUACCUGACAACCUUCAUAUUGGAGGGCAUGUUGUUCUAAAGCUUUCAGAUUCCUUGCCACCUGGGUCAUUAAUAUACACUGAAAGAUAUUUCACAUUUGUCCCCGUAUUAGAUAGUCUCCUAACUCAUGGGCCAAUCUUAGCAGUUGGGACUAUCAUGGCUAAUCAUUUUCCAAAAACUGUCAAUUUCAAGAGAGAUUUAGAUAUGAAAAGGGAGGGCACAGGAUCUUCUGAUCAGGUUGUAAGGAUUGAUCAAAAAAUAGCUGCAAUGAAAUGGUUUGACAAUAAACCUAUUUACGUUGCAUCUUCUGCUUUUGGUGUUCAUCCCACUGUCAAAUUCAACAUUGGUUGAAGAAAGAUAAGGUUUAUGUCCGAAUUCAUAGGCCAAAUGCAGUUAACAAAUAUAACAAAUAUAUGGGUGGUGUGGAUCUCCUGGAAAGGGUAGUGGGGAAAAUAUCCAGUGAGAAGCAGAACUAACUAAUGGAUAGUACGCGUGAUCCACUACUUCAAAGAUUUUGCUGUUGCAGCAAGAAUAUAGGCAAGCAACGCGAAGCAAUGAAUUUAUGAGAAAAGACAUCAUGCAAUAUCAAGCUUGAUGUUGCACAAAAUCUUAUUUUCUAUGGUGAGCCAGAAAAUGAACAAAGAUCAGACUCGAGCAAUGAUGAUGAUGAGGGUAGUGGUGAUGGAGGUCCACCAGCAAACUGGGCAAGAGCACCAGAAGCUUUACCAUCUUUGCCAUUCAGGGCACAUGUUAAUCACAUGUCUCAGAUGAUGGACAACAUACAGAAAAAUAGAUCAAAAUGCAGGUUAGAGGGUUGUAGAGAUCUAACAUUUGUAUGAUGUAGCACAUUUCAAAUGUUCCUGUGCUUUACCUCUGAAAGAAAUUGUUUCGCUCUUUUUCACAAGAAAUGAAUUUGAACUUAUGUUACUUUUCUCACACAGUGGUAGUAUGGUAUUCUGCCUUACAGCAGGUCUUGUCAUGAGUUAAGCCUCUUCCACUUUUGUCUGUCCAUAGCCAGUCUUUUCAUUUCUGAAUAUUUGUCUCUUUUGAUAUUGUACAGCGUUUGAUACCUUCUUUUUCCUCUUCCCCUUUUUCUCUCCACCAUUCCUUCUAUUCCUUCCUUCAAUAAACAGUCCCUCCUCAAAUAAUUUCAAUCCAGUUCUGUUUUCUCUUUCUGAUAACUUUCAGCAUGUUUCUCCCUUCUCCAACUCUUCUUAGUACUUCUUCAUUUCUUACUCGGUCUUCCCAUUUCAAUUUUUCCAUUCUUCUCCACAUCCACAUCUCUAGUACCCCCAAUCUUCUUUCAUCUUCCUUCCUCAAUGUCCAGGUCUCCGCACCAUAUAGUGCAACGCUCCAGAUUUUCUCACACAAAGAUAGAAUUAUUUUAUAUGUUAAAAAUAAUUUUGUUGUAACACUCAUGUGUAUUACUUU